Molecule: messenger RNA, 1722 nt
Organism: Sitophilus oryzae (rice weevil)
Lineage: Eukaryota; Metazoa; Arthropoda; Insecta; Coleoptera; Curculionidae
Exons: 3
Coding region: 1-1722 (573 amino acids)
Source: RefSeq, a predicted model, not a curated record
AUGGAGGUAAAUAUCCUUGGAGUCAGUGAAGUCCAUUGGCCUGGUACUGGAAUGAUUAAAUCGAAAGGUAAAGUCUUUUACUAUUCCGGCAAUGACAGUAUUGAUCAAAAUCAUCAGCGAGGGGUUGGUAUUUUAAUAGAUGAGAAUUUACAAAAGUCAGUGAAGAACUUUAUUCCUCUCUCAGAAAGGGUAAUUCUAAUUCAGUUACUGGGCAGGCCUAUUAAUAUCAAUAUCAUCCAGGUCUAUGCUCCAACAGCAGAAAAGGCAGAGGACGAGAUUGAAGACUUUUACAGACAACUUGAUCAGGUACUAAGACUCACAAAAAGUAAUGAAAUAAACUUGGUUUUGGGAGAUUUUAAUGCCAAAGUCGGUAAAGGCAGGUUGGGAUCUGUGGUCGGAAAUUAUGGUUUAGGUGAAAGGAAUGACACAGAUUAUAUACUAAUUAAUAAUAGAUUUCCAUUAAAUCCAUUACGUGCCAACAUCCUAUUGCGUUUUGCCAAACCUAAACGAAAAAGCUUGAGAAAGAACUUGGAUCCAAAACUUCUCAGAGACCAGCAGACAAGAUCGAUGUAUGAAAACCAUAUAAAUAGAGAAUUGGAAAGUAUUGUCAGUACAAAUGACAUUGAGAAACAUUGGCUGGGCAUUAAGCAAGCUUUCAAGAACACAAAUGAAAACCUCCUCACGGCUAAUCGAACAACAGCGAAAAACGAGUGGAUGAGUGAAGAUAUUUUAAAAAUGAUGGAACAACGAAGACAAUUUAAAAUCCAGAAUAAUCACAACGAAUAUAAAUCUAUGCAAAGAAAAAUUCGUAAUAAAAUAAGAACGGCAAAGGAGAGAUGUAUAGAGGCCGAAAAUCUCAGUCACCUUGGAGACAAUUUCCAUCUUCACAAGAAAGUGAAAGAGAUAGCUGGGUUACACCAUAAUAAAUCAAUAACCCUAAUUAAAACUGAUGAAAAUAAAAUUAUAACGGAAACAGAAGAACUAUUGCAAACUUGGAGAAAUUAUACCAUUAAUCUUUUCAACGACGAAAGAUCAGAAAACCCUGCAACUGAGAUUCCCAUGCCAUCAGGACCAAGCAUAUUGGAAAGUGAAAUUAUUCAUGCGAUUAGAUUAAUGAAAACGACAAAACUCAGGCCUGAUGAUAUGUAUUCGGAAACGUUCCACUUAAUUAAUGAACAAAACUUAAAAACUAUAGUACAGCUUUUCAAUAACAUCUAUGACACCGGUUACAUCCCUGAAGACUGGCUUCGUUCUACGUUUAUCACGCUGCCCAAGUCAAGUAACGCAACUUCAUGUAAAGAGUAUCGUCUUAUUAGUCUAAUGAGCCACUUUCUUAAGCUCUUUUUACGGGUACUGCAUACAAGACUCUACAAAAUAUGUGAGGAAGUAAGUGGAGAAAGUCAAUUUGGAUUUAAGAACGGCUUUGGUACUAGAGAAGCCAUAUUCAGUCUUCAAACUUUAGUACAGAAUUGCCAAGAUCAGAGAAAAGAUGUCUUCAUGUGCUUUAUAGACUAUGAAAAGACGUUCGAUAAUGUUAAACAUAACCUCCUUGUAUCAUACCUCAGAAACUUGGGACUUGAUGGAAAAGAUAUAAGGCUCAUCAGUAAUUUGUAUUGGAACCAAAAAGCUGAAAUUCGUAUACAUAGCGUAGGAGUAACAGAAGAUUUUGAAAUAAAAAAGGGGAACAAAAUUUGGAAACUGUCAAUUCCAAUUCAAGGAUAA